UUCCUUUUUGUCCUCUCGUUUCCACUCCUUUCGUCUUCUCUACGUCUCCUUUUCUUAACCCUAAAUCUCGGGUGGAGGUACGAGACCGAAAAGGGUACACAGAUCCCUCCCAUCCCCUCCCUUUCGUGCUCCCGAAGCCGUAGCAAAAAAUCUUAUAAAGUCCAGAGUUCAGGUCAAAAUGGCAAGUUCCGAGGUCUUGAAUGAUAAAAUUGGGUAUACCAGUUGCUAAAGACUUGCUAUGAAGACGCCAUUUUUAAGGGAAUGGUCACAUUGAUGAUGACUCAGCAUUAUAUGAAAAUUUGUUUCUUGAUUGGGAUUCCUACUUGGUUGAGCUUUCUGACGGGUUGAGUAUCUUAAGAAUGGUGAAUGAUUCAGUCAUUUAAGGGAAUGAUUAAUGCCAUAUCUGAGGAGGCAACUGAAUAAAUUGCUCUGAAACAAGCAGAGAUUGUGGUUUUAAAUGAGAAGCUGCAGACUUGUAAGUUUGCUGUAGGUCUAGAUCAAACUUUAGAGUGGUGAUGAAGAAUUUGCUGAUGAUGGAGGCAGUAGUCGAUGACAGACGAUCGGAUUUACGUAAGAGCUGUUUAAGUGUUAAUGGAGAUUGCAAAUAUGAUGAUAACGUAAAUAGGUUAAAGAUUAUGGUGGAAAAUCAGAUACAAUGCCUGAAGAUGGAUCUUCAACAACUAAAGGGCUCAGAAAUGGUGAGUAGAGAGGAUCUUGGUCAGUGCAACAUUCCUCAUGGAGCAAAAACUAUUGAAAAUUUUCUAGAAGUAGAUCAAAAAGUCGAUGUUUUGAAAGACAUUUUAGCUGUAGGAUUCAAGCAAAUUAGUGCUGCAAUCUUCUCAAAGGAAAAUAUGUUAAGUGAACUUCAAUGGGAGCACGAGCUUCAAGGAGAAAUUAGUUCUAUUGUGCUUCAGGAUUCUGUUAAACGUCUCCAGGAUGAAUACGAGACUAUGUUGUAUCACCAAACUCUUUAUAUUAAGUAUUUAAAUAAAAACUGGAAGAAAAAAGCUUCUGAGUUCAGUGCACUGCGUGAUGAACUCCAUGCUUUAUCUGAUGAGGUGAGUAAUCAUGAAAAUUUUGAAGAUUGGAGCAUUGCAAAAAGGAAGGAACAUUUUCCUCUGAAGGUAUUAGAAAAUCACAAUUUUCCAUCUCAAUCUGUGGAAAAUGGUACAAUGAUGGUGGGAACAUCUGCAGACUCUGGAGAACAUAUGUUGGAUAUUGCUGAUCUUCCCCAAUUGAAGCACAUGACCAAGGAGGAACUGCUAGCUUAUUGUAAAACUGAAAUGGCCAACAUGAGGAGAAGACAUGAUUCAGCAUUGCAAGAGAAGACAGAGGAAUUAUUCAGGCUCAAGAGAGAGUUCCUCAAGGAAAAGGGUUCCUCAACUUUUAGGAAAGAUAAGGAGUGUGAACAUUUAAGGAAAAAGUUACCGGAAUUUAUUAUUAAAUUGGAUGAGAUUCUUGUCGUGAGAGAUAUGUUUCAUCCAAUCUAUAAGUAUGAUGAUGAGAUGCAGAGCUUUAAGUUGAGGAUUGAUUCCCUGUUUUCUGAAAAUAAGCACCUCCAGAAUUUGCUUAUUAGGAAGACAAAUGAACUAAAGUUUCUGUCAGCACAGUUCUCGGAUGCAGUUAGCCAGAUCUCACUCAAUUCAUCUCUGGAGGCAAAGUACUUGAGACAAGUAAAAAAACUGGAAAGUGAUAUUGAAGUUGGAAGGGCAGAAGCUAACUUUAGAGAUGCAAUAUGUAAUACUAUUUUAAGAGGAUUGAUUGAUGACCAUAGACAUGCAAUGCUAGAUACUGAGAUUGAGGUCAAAUUUUUCAUAAAGAUCUAUAGCACUAUGUUCAGAGGGGUGAUUUAUGAUGCUAUAUCUAGUAUGAAUCCUGCAAUCUUAAAAUGUUAUGAAGAAAAGAUUUCUCUCGAAGCACUGGUUGUAGAGAAGGAGAAGGCAUUAACGUCAGAAAUUGAAGAGAACCAGAAGUUGAAGAAGGUUAUAGCAUCAAUUUUAUCAUCAAUAGAAGAAAAGGAAAAGUUAGCUUCAGAAGUUGCAUCCACAUUAAUUCAACAAAAGCAGCAGCUUGAUGUUGCUCAUCAGGAACUUAACACGCUCAGAGAUCAAAUAAGCAUUCAAGAAGCACAGAUUUCAGAUAAUAAAAUGGAAUCAAAUUUAUUGAGGAGCAGAUUCAAUGGGACCUUACAGAAAAUUUAUCAUUAUGAAUUGGAGAUGGAUAAACUUCAAGAGAAACUCAAAGUUGCAUCAGAUGCAUUAAGGGAAGCAGAAAAGCAGAAACUCAUGCUUCUUGGUGUUAUCGAGGAUAGGCAGAGGACACUAUCAUCAUCCUUCGACAAGGACAAAGAGCAAGUAAAGCAGUUGAAGUCUAUCACUGUUUCUAUGAUGGAAUUAUCUAAAUGUUUUACAGAUUUAGGUAGUCAGUUGAUGGAGAGCACUAAUAGAAAUGAAUCUAGGUUGAAGGUCUUGAGUCAUCAGUUGAAUUCACUGGUGCAACUGGCUAGCCAAAAGAAGAAGAAGUGUUUCUGGUACAAAAAUAUGCUUGAUGUCAGAUGCUCUGACCUGCAGAAGGCUGAAGCCGAGGUUGAUCUUCUUGGUGAUGAGGUUGAGGCUCUUGUUGGGCUUCUUGGAAAGAUAUACUUAGCACUUGAUCAUUACUCUCCAGUAUUGCAACACUAUCCAGGAGUAGUGGAGAUCCUAAAAUUGGUUCAAAGAGAACUAAUUGGUGAAAACGAUCAUAAUUCUUUGUAACCACCAGUUUUCAACAAGAUGUCUGUGUGCCAUUGAAGUGUACAUGUGGUUAGCUUGAAGCACUCAUUGCCUCGAAAAAAAUUAGAACAGCCAAAGAUGAAGCUGAGGGACUCAGUUGACUCCUGGUGGUUGCUUUGACCAAUGUUUUUUGUCUCGGAGCAUCUUCAGGUGUUUUCAUCAUGAUUAUUAUCUUGAUCUUCCGCAAAUAUUGCAAAGAAAAGGAGACACUGCUGAUUGGUUGCCUUCCACCUGUAAGUUGAUACACUUGGAACGCACAGUGCAAGCUCAACAAGGUAGAAUGUAUAUAUGGUAGCACGUAGUCUCUGCUCUUUGAUGCAAGUAUUGCUUGUUCGCGUCAACCACAUAUGUAAACAGAUAGUGACUAACUCAUCUUUAGUUGUCCAUCUUCCCAUAGUUUCUUCAGUGGAGUAAUAUGCUGUGAAAGCUUAGUUUUUGUAUCUGAUAACAGUACAUGGAAAAUAGUAAAUAUGAGGUGAUGGCUGGCCGAAAAUACAAGGUCAUUGUGUCGUAGUCUUUAGUUCAAUUUAUUGCAUCAAGAAUGUAUUAUUAUUUUUUAUGGUGACAAAUAAUUCGGCAACAGUCAACAAAUAGCGUUGCAAUUGAUUAUCUUGUGCUGCAUUUUGUAGUCGUAACAUGUAAAGAUUCAGAAUUGAUCUGAACUAUGAUCAAAGCUUCUGUUGUGUGUA
Messenger RNA from Musa acuminata subsp. malaccensis (wild Malaysian banana), 3460 nucleotides. RefSeq names its product WPP domain-associated protein. The record is from RefSeq and is a predicted model, not a curated record. Lineage: Eukaryota; Viridiplantae; Streptophyta; Magnoliopsida; Zingiberales; Musaceae.